AUGGCCAGCAACAUGAUUGAAUACACUAUCGGCGGGAAACCCGGUCCUGUCAAAGCUACUCGAACCAUCGUUCCAAUUCCAAAACCUGCUGCGAAUGAAGUGUUGAUAAAGGUCAUUGCCACGGAUUCUAACCCAAAAGAUUGGAAGGCCUCCCGCAACCAUGAAGAAGGCCAUGGUAUAAAUCAAGGCGAUGAUAUUUCGGGAAUUGUUGAGUCAGUUGGAAGCUCGGUUUGGGAGUUUGCUCCUGGAGAUCGUGUCUGUGCCUUCCAUCGUAUGUUCCAGCCCCAUGGCUCAUAUGCCCAGUAUGCGAUUGCUCCGGCAUCCACAACUUUCAGAUUACCCAUCAACAUCUCUUUUGAGGCUGGAGCAACAUUACCGCUCGCGAGCAUGACAGCUGCACUUGCACUCUACCAGAACUUGGGCCUCCCCCUACCAUGGAAACCUGCAAAGGCAGAUAUUCCAAUUCUUAUCUACGGUGGUGCUUCUGCUGUGGGAGCUUAUGCGCUAAAAUUUGCAAAGCUUAGUGGUUUGACGCCAAUCAUUACCGUUGCAGGGAAUGGAAUAGACUUUGUUAAGUCCCUUAACGCUGCAGAUCAUAUCAUCGACUAUCGCAAUGGAAAUGUGGUGGAAGCGAUCCAAGAGGCUCUCAAUGGGAGAAAAGUACAUCACGCUUUUGAUGCAGUCUCGUACAAUCGCAGCUAUGAAAAUAUUGUUCAAGUGCUACAACAUUCGGGAGGUGGUCAGAUUGAUAUGGUUGACCCACCUAGCGAUGACACCGCGAACCCAAACCGUGAUCUCUGGAAAUGGCCCGAAGGAAUUAAGUUCACGAGAACUUUCGUCUCCAGCGCAUACGGUACUCCACACAAGUAUCGAAAUGAGAUCGAAGCCGCAGAAGAUCAACAGUUUGCCUAUGUGUUUUACCGAUAUAUCAGCAGUUUACUCGCCGAUGAGAGGCUCCAGCCACAUCCAUUUGAAGUUUUGCCCAAUGGUUUAGAAAGUGUGGCAGGAGGAAUUCAGUCACUCUAUGAUCGAAAGGUCUCAGCCCAAAAGCUUGUUUAUCGGUAA
Molecule: messenger RNA, 1065 nt
Organism: Trichoderma virens Gv29-8
Lineage: Eukaryota; Fungi; Ascomycota; Sordariomycetes; Hypocreales; Hypocreaceae
Exons: 3
Coding region: 1-1065 (354 amino acids)
Molecular function (GO): oxidoreductase activity, acting on NAD(P)H
Source: RefSeq, a predicted model, not a curated record